AUGGGGAAUUGCAACGCGUGUAUAAAAUCAGAUGUAAUCGGUUCAGACCGGAAAACAACCGACCCGAACCGGGGAAAAAAGGGAAGAAAAACCAAACCGAACCCAUACUCCGAGGAGUCGUUAAACUCAUCAGCAACGAUUCGUGUUCUGAAGGAUUCAAAUCCGCGAAAUCGAAUCGGAGACAAAUACGUAUUAGGCCGUGAGCUAGGUCGUGGCGAAUUCGGUAUAACGUAUCUAUGUACAGACAAAGAAACGAAGCAGGAGUUAGCUUGUAAGUCAAUUUCGAAGCGGAAGUUGAGGACGGCGGUGGAUGUUGAGGAUGUUCGGCGGGAGGCGGCGAUUAUGGCGACGUUGCCGGAGCAUCCUAAUAUUGUGAAGCUGAAGGCUACUUAUGAGGAUGAUGAGAAUGUUCAUCUUGUUAUGGAGUUGUGUGAGGGUGGUGAAUUGUUUGAUAGGAUUGUUGCGAGGGGGCAUUAUAGUGAACGUGCCGCUGCGAAUGUGGCGAGGACUAUUGCUGAAGUUGUUAGGAUGUGUCAUGCUAAUGGUGUUGUGCAUAGAGACCUUAAGCCGGAGAAUUUUCUUUUUGCUAAUAAGAAAGAAAAUUCUCCUCUUAAAGCUAUUGAUUUUGGCCUCUCCGUUUUCUUCAAGCCUGGGGAGAAAUUUUCGGAGAUUGUGGGGAGUCCUUACUAUAUGGCACCAGAGGUUUUGAAGAGGAAAUAUGGUCCAGAGGUUGAUAUAUGGAGUGCAGGGGUGAUUCUAUAUAUUUUGUUAUGCGGGGUGCCUCCGUUUUGGGCUGAGACCGAACAAGGGGUUGCUUUGGCGAUUUUGAGGGGAGUCAUUGACUUCAAGAGAGAGCCUUGGCCUCAGAUUUCUGACAGUGCCAAGAGCCUCGUGCGUCAGAUGUUGGAACCUGAUCCUAAAAUACGCUUGACUGCCGAACAGGUGCUUGAACAUCCUUGGCUACAAAAUGCAAAGAAAGCUUCGAAUGUUCCAUUAGGAGAUAUUGUGAGGACAAGGCUUAAGCAGUUCUCGUUGAUGAAUAGAUUCAAAAAGAGAGCUCUCCGGGUAAUUGCAGAACAUCUAUCUCUUGAAGAAGUAGAAAUAAUCAAAGACAUGUUUACAUUGAUGGACACUGAUAAAAAUGGCAGAGUAACAUAUGAGGAACUGAAAGCUGGUUUGCAGAAGGUUGGUUCGCAACUGGCCGAGCCAGAGAUAAAGUUGCUGAUGGACGUGGCUGAUGUUGAUGGGAAUGGAGUGCUUGAUUAUGGAGAGUUUGUAGCUGUAACGAUUCACUUGCAAAGAAUGGAGAAUGACGAACAUUUCCGCAAAGCAUUCAAGUUUUUUGACAAAGAUGAUAAUGGGUAUAUUGAGUUUAGUGAACUAGAAGCAGCAUUAGUUGAUGACAUAGGAGAAACUGAUACUAAUGUACUGAAUGAGAUCAUGCGAGAAGUUGACACUGACAAGGACGGUCGCAUCAGUUUUGAGGAAUUUGUGGCCAUGAUGAAGACAGGAACCGAUUGGAGAAAAGCAUCCAGGCAAUAUUCUAGGGAGAGAUUCAAGAGCCUGAGCAUAAACUUGAUGAAGGAUGGCUCACUUCAGCUUCAUGACGGGAUAAGUGGUCAAGCUGUUGUGGUUUAA
Messenger RNA from Lathyrus sativus (Indian pea), 1638 nucleotides. Lineage: Eukaryota; Viridiplantae; Streptophyta; Magnoliopsida; Fabales; Fabaceae. The record is from the annotation of a GenBank genome assembly.